UAGCAUUAGCUGAUGACUGUUGUCUCCCUCCAUGCUGAUUGGACAGCUGAACGAGAGUUUCUUUGAAGGACAGUCCGCUCCGUGGGAUUCAGCCAAAAAGGACGAGAACCGCAUGAAGAAUCGCUACGGCAACAUCAUCGCCUAUGACCACUCUCGUGUGCGUCUGCAGCCUCAGGACGGAGAGAGCGGAUCCGACUACAUCAACGCCAACUACGUGGACGGUUACCACAGACCCAAUCACUACAUAGCUACUCAAGGUCCUAUGCAGGAGACUGUGUAUGAUUUCUGGAGGAUGGUUUGGCAGGAGAACACCGCCGCCAUUGUCAUGGUAACCAACCUGGUGGAGGUGGGACGGAGGUUUCAGCCUGUAACAGUCCAGAUAGCAGUGGGUGAUGGUCUCAGGGUGGAGACAGAAAGGACACGUGGAGGACACGGUGGGAUUAAUCUUAGACAGGAACACAUUCACGGCCAGAGCCCCGUGGAGGAUCCUCCACUGCAGGUCUCCUGA
Messenger RNA from Perca flavescens (yellow perch), 508 nucleotides. Its product is annotated as receptor-type tyrosine-protein phosphatase mu-like. Bases 32 to 508 code for a protein of 158 amino acids. Lineage: Eukaryota; Metazoa; Chordata; Actinopteri; Perciformes; Percidae. The transcript has 6 exons. The record is from RefSeq and is a predicted model, not a curated record. Gene Ontology annotation, biological process: protein dephosphorylation. Gene Ontology annotation, molecular function: protein tyrosine phosphatase activity.